Molecule: messenger RNA, 2730 nt
Organism: Paraphaeosphaeria sporulosa
Lineage: Eukaryota; Fungi; Ascomycota; Dothideomycetes; Pleosporales; Didymosphaeriaceae
Exons: 3
Coding region: 355-2412 (685 amino acids)
Source: RefSeq, a predicted model, not a curated record
CCCUCUCUUGGCAAGGCACCCCUAUCGUGUCACCAACGAAGAAAUGUGAGACUGACCCUGAGCGUGACGGCUGUGCUUUACCGCUGUAGAGGCAGCAUAAUCCAGGUGAAGAUGGUCCGUCCCACCAUUGACCGAAUUGUAAUUCCUCUCGCUUCCAAUUCCUCUAUGUGUUCGAGGUUGAAGAAGCCUCCUUUCCUCCGAAAGUUCGUUGGUCGUCGCUCGCUGUUUCUGUGUGUCAGACUGCGACUGCCUGCCUAACUGUGCUCCUCAAUUAGCAUGCACUAAUCCAAAUUCAACCCUCCUUUUGCGUUUCAACUGAGCUCUUCCCUUCCACCCCUCUAUCUCUACACCAGUAUGGACACUCUCGGAAAGGAAGAACAACCGCGCGGUUGGCUCCGUGGGAACGUGCCUGCGAUUCGAACACGAAGGUAUCUGUGGGUCGCAGCUGCCAGUGUGUCGGUCUCCAGCUCUAGGUACCUGCUCGUUGAGCUUAACGUCAAUUUCCCACUCUACUUGUCACUCUUUCAAUUUGCGGCUCUCGCAGCCAGUGUCGCGAUAUCAUAUUCGAUCACGUCCGAUGUAGCGUCACUUCCACUACGAAAUGUCACCGUCGCAGGAUGGACCAAGCUUGCUCUCGCGCUGGUCUCGACGGCUGCAGGCAUAUUACUCGGGCUCCAGUCUCUUUUACACUUUCAGAAUGUGCCUACGCUGAUGAUGCUUACAGCAACUUGCUAUUGCAUGGAAGCAAUCUUCCUCUCCGUCCUUCGCAACGACUCGCGAUCCCGCCUCGAAUUGUGUCGUAUCGCUAUCGCCACGCUCUCCUGCGCCGGCAUCCUCGUAGGCGAAUACAGAUUGCUCCCACAGAACAUCGAGACCGCCAUCCCUGCGGUACUGUUGACUGGAGCUGCAAGAGUCUUCUGGUCCAUGACUUGCCGUUCCUCACGAGAUACAAUUUUAACUACUCGACAGGCCAAUGCGCUCCUCAGUCUGGUCGGAUCGCUGCUUGCUAUUGCGUGUAUCAUCCAUCGUGGUGAUGAGACAAUCGCUCGACUCGGCUCUGCCUUGGAAUACACAUAUCUACCGCUUCUGGCAAUCAAUCUCCUCGCCACUGCAGCGGCCUUACAGAUUGGGAAGUCGUUCCUGGUCCCUAUCGACCUUGCGGAGAAUGACGACGGUCAUGGAAAUAAUACCAGCAACGUGCUCUCUCUUUUGGCAAUGACAGGCAUUGGAGGAUUACUUUCGGUUUCGAAACUUCGUCGAUCGUACACGUCGUGGCCGCAGUAUGCCUUUUUCGCUUUGGUAGUCGUGUUGUUGUCUAGUCGCGAUCUUGCUGCGAGAUAUCGACCCAGAUGGGUUACCAUGUACGACGCUGUACCGAGCGACGUCAAUUUGCAGUCGGUGGACAGUGAGGGCACCUUGUUAUCGCAGCCAUCCGAGAAUUCGGAUGCCACAUACGUCGCACCAGCUUUCGAAGAUCGCAAGACCGUCUUAUUGCGGAUCGUCCUUAUUGCUGUGGCUCUUCCUGCAGCUUGGCUCGCGUACUUCACUCUGAACUUCUCCCAGCACAUGCGCCACGAAACAGUCGAACUGCAACCGAUACUGGAUCUGACUUACACUCCACAUACGAACACUGAGAUCGUCAUUAGCAUGUUUAAGGAACCUACUGAUCAAGUUGCACACCUUGUCUCUGCGCUCAAAGCCAUGGACAAUGUAGGAAGAGAUGCUAGGGUUCACAUUUAUAUCAAGGACAUGAAUGCGAACGUAGAAGAGGUACAGCGGGCCACGGGCGCUAACGAGGUGACGCCUUUGCCUAACAUCGGACGUGAGGGCGAGACAUAUUUGAAGCAUAUCUUAGGCAACUGGGAUACGCUUGCUCGAGAGACGAUUUUCCUCCAGGCCGAUGUCCACAACCCGCGAGAGUUUUAUCCUCGCGUACGCGACUACUUUGUUCCAGGACGGACCGGAAUGCUGAGUCUCGGAUGGUCUGGCCAGGUAUGCAACUGCGAUACCUGCGGUGACCGAUUCAAUUUCUGGGAUACUGCGCAUAUUUUCCCCGAGAUCUCCAACCGCAUCAACAGUGCUGCCAAGUGCGAUAAGGUGCUACUCAGCUACAAAGGCCAGUUCAUCGCAUCGGCGAAACGCAUUCGUGGUGUUUCCAAAGCCAUCUACCAAGAUCUACACGACGCGUUUGUGAACCAGGACAAUUGGGCGCACCAGGAAGAAUAUUUGCAGGGCAGACCAGAUUCGAUGAAUGCACCAGUUUUCGGUUUUACCAUGGAGCGCAUGUGGAACUUGCUAUUCCAAUGCAAUAGCAUGGAGAUCGCAUGGAGAUGUCCGACGUUGCUGAGCGGUCAUCGCAUAGGUGGAAAUAUCGAGGAUUGUCAGUGCUUGGACCCGAAGUCGAAUUCGUAAGGUACAGAAGCCAGCUGGCGAGUGGAGUUUUUCUUUCUUUAUAGCAUAGCAACGGCGUUCGCGGACAGACAGAUACCCGGGUUUGGGCGGAAUCGUGGAUUCGCUUUUGGGUCACAUGCAGGAAGCAGUUUUAGGCAUUGAACCACCAUGGUAGUAGGAGACGUAAGAAGAAAUUACCCAUAACCUAGGCUCGUGCCUUCUGUUCUUCAGCUGCUCGUCUGGCCCUCCACGCAUGAACGCCGAGGCGGCUAGAUCUACGCGACGGAGAUAGCGCUUCCUCCGGUACGCAUGUUGAGCAUUAUGCGCUUCUGGUGUACC